UCGAAGACAAACCUCCCCUCCUCCUCCUCCUCCUCCUCCUCCUCCUCCUCCCCGCGCCGACGGAAUAAACUUAGCCGUCAUUCCGCACGUUGCGCUUGGAGACUGAAGUCGCUUCUCCAUCCGAAAUGUGGACAUUGCUUUCUGUUUAUUUAUUUAUUUACUCAUCUCUUUAGCGGGGCGCAGAUGUAUCCGCUGUAACGGAGCGACCGGACGGGGAGAUGAACCGGAGGAGAUGACUUGUUCCCGGUAGACCAGCGAGAGACGUCGGGAUCCUCUUCCACAUCCCAGCAUCCCAACAGCAUUUUUACUCAACAAAUUAAGAGGAUCGGAGUCUCCUGCUGGAGAUUUAAAUUUAAAACAAAGGAAGAAAAGAAAACGCCGUGUUUUUUGUUCCGGUGUGAAUCGGAGGAUGUCGCCGCUGCGUCCCCGUUAGUUCCCCCGAGAGGAGCGCGGAGGAGAGGAGAGGAGUCGAGGAGGAGGAGGAGAGGAGAGGAGGCAGCAGGGGCCACUUUCACUUGUUCCCUCCACCCGGCAAACAACAUUAGCUUGUUUCAAUCAGCCCAAUCCAAGUGGUGCCUGAUCGGAUUAUCACACAAAAGAACGUUUAACCUGGAAUAUCGUCCCGUCUCACGCCACCGUCUCCCCGUGCUGUAGUCAUUCCGUGGCAAGGAUGCGGCCAAUUUACUUGAUCGUCGACUUUCUGGUCGGGUAGAUGAUGAUCGGACAAGUGGUCCCUGUUUGGACAUAAUCAAGGAGACGCUGUAAAGCUCGUUUGAUUGGUCGAGGUAGUUACUUUGGGUCGAGAGAACCACACGAUCAGAAAUCUGACUUCAAUCCAGCUCAAUCCAUCCAAAAUGCCCCUCAAACCCCGAUUAGUUUCAGACUGCCUUCAGUGACGGGAGCUCGGAAAGGUUUAUUCCUACACAAGCCAACGACGGAUACAUCAACAAAAACAUUCUCCCGGACUCGAAUCGUCCCCAGGAGUCCAUUCUGCGUCUCUUGCUCCCUGACCCCGAUGUGCAUUGGACCACGUUUACCCGUCAGCGACCCGGCCAUCUGAAUGAAGUAGUGGCCUUUUAUUCUCUCGGGCCCCCGGCGAGCACAGGGGCUGCACUCUGUUCCCCCAGGCCAGAGCAGCCAGAGCCUCCAUCUGGGCUGCCAGCCAGCCAGACGGUUCACCGGGGGCGUUUUUGGGGCGGGGGCGGGGGCGGGGGGCGCAGGGGAGGUGUGUGGUGGGAGGGGUUCGGAGGUGGGGUUUGAAGGUCCAGCUGGAGGAGUUUUACCCAAAGCUUCUUCACCACGUGGAUCACCGGGGAGAGGAAGGAGGACACCAUGGGGUGCUGCAGUGGCAGGUGUACCUUGGCCUUCAUAUGUGGCAUGCAGCUGGUCAGCGUGUUGGAGCGGCAGGUCGUAGACUUCCUGGGAUACCAGUGGGCGCCGCUCCUCACCAACUUCCUGCACAUCAUCGUCGUCAUCCUCGGCCUGUUCGGCACCAUUCAGUUCAGGCCCAGAUAUGUCACCGGGUACGCAGCCUGGCUGGUCGUGUGGAUGACCUGGAACGUUUUCAUCAUCUGUUUCUACCUGGAGGUUGGAGAUCUAUCCAGAGACUCCGACCUGGUGCUGACGUUCAACCUGUCCAUGCAUCGCUCCUGGUGGAUGGAGAACGGGCCGGGGUGCCGGGUGACGCCCGUCACCCCUCCUCCCUCCUGGGCGCCCGAGGACCACCGCUACAUUUCUAUAUCCGGCUGCCUGAUGGACUUCCAGUUCAUAGAGGUGGCCCACUCCUCGCUGCAGAUACUCCUGGCCCUGAUGGGGUUUAUCUACGCCUGCUACGUGGUGAAGCUCAUCUCAGAGGAGGAGGACAGCUUUGAUUUUAUAGGAGGGUUCGACUCGUACGGCUACCAGGGGCCUCAGAAGACCUCCCACCUUCAGCUGCAGCCCAUGUACAUGUCAAAGUAAAAGCUGCCUUACCAACGACCACCGCUUAACGUCCAGCUUCUACGACUCCGACUGCCUUUUAAUGAACAACAACCACGACACAGUCAAGUAGAUGAUACAGAAGACCCUCAGAUAUUCUACGGUUCAACCCCCCCAUCCUCCAUCCUCCCGGCCCCCUUCAGUAGUCUGGUUGCUCCCCUGGUCUGUUUGGUCUGUUGCUGAUGAAACAUUGGCCUCGUGUGGUUCACCGCGGUAACUGCGGGACAGACAGCGCAGACGAUUCCCGCGUCGUUGGCUUUUUUUUUGUCUGAGGGAUCUAUUGUAUUAUUCGAGGAAGGACUCGCGUCAGAGAAAUGUUAGCGCACAGCCCGGCUUCUCCGAGCCGUGUGCACAAUAGAGCCGGUUCCAGUCUGUAACGUCUCGCUCUUUGUGCCUGACAGACAGACGGACCAAGCAUCUCCUGGCAAGACCACCGAUGCAGGAAUGUCAGACAUCUCUCUCUCUUCUGAGCUUACUUUUUUCUUUUUGCAUUUGGGUUCUCGCUGCAGCAAAGACGGGAUCUCGCUUCAAGUCACGGACUGGACUCGUGCUGGAGCGCACGCCACAGAUCCGAUUCUGCUGUUUCCAUGAGAAACGAUGAAUGUUAAAGGAAACACAUUCAGACGCAGAGGCGUAUGUGAACACACAUGCAUGCCCAAACACACACACUGAAAACAGAUGUACAAACAUUUUUAUUGUGAAUCUUAACAAUGUUUACAAUACUCCAACACGCCAGAAGAACACCUGACAGACAUGUAGACAGGGAGACAAACAAAGGUCUUUUCUCUCCUUGUAACACGGACAGAGGACCAGAGUUGUGGUCUCUUGCUGCCUUUGUGCUUUGUCUUCCAUCCGAGACGGACCGGAGGAGGUAGAUAGAAAGAAAACAUCCCCAGAGGAGGGACGGAGGUCAGGCAAGCAGUUUCUCACCCACCUUCAGCCUACCUGCAAGGUUCCCCUGGUCACACUCCACACCUUCAGAAGGCCACUUUGCUUUCCUCCUUUUCUGAAUUAUAAAAAAAAAAGUUGUGAAUCAGUAAUCCAACCUUCCUUAUCAAGAGCGGCAUCUCUGAACCGUCCACGGACGGCGCUCACAUGGAGGGAAGACCCCUCUCACAGAAAUGACAGUCACUGUCACAUCGUCCUCAAUCUCAUCGUCUGCAUUUUUUCCUCACCACACAAAAGGCGCCAGAGCUUAAAAAUGGCGACCUUUGUUGUGUGGGAACAGAGAAGCAUCUGAGUUGGAUUCUUUAUUGAUACGUUGCGAUUCCUGGCAAUUUACACUGGCAAAGCUCGGUGAAAGCGCCUGCAGACGGACGAGGACCGAAGUGGAAGUGACCCCAGAGGGAGUCUUAGCAGCUCCCUCUCUUCACCGUAGCGACUGGGACCAAAAAGACUCCGUCUCAGGCUCACUAGACUCGCAAGAAGAAUGCAGAGGAUGUUGCAAAUAGAAGCAAAAAGAAAUCACUCAAUUUACGUUCGAGGCGACCAGCAGGUUUUUCCUUUUAUUCCGCUCAGAAAAAAAAAACACAGAUUCCUUGUGGAAACGUAACCGAUCGCGUUGCGUCUGCGUUGCAAUCACUGGACCAAAAGUCUGAGGCCUUCUCCAUCAAGCGGGGAACAUUUCUCGGUGGAACCCGCUGACUGCAUUGAUCCCCCCCCCCCUCAGCCGUCCAUGUUUUAUAACAGAACUGUGGUUUACGUUGAGAGGCUCCUCGGUUCCUCCGGAGGACAGAAACAACUUUUGUGUGUUUGCAUGAGGUGUUUCCAAACUGUUGCGUAUUUAAUCUCAUGCUGCGUGUGACUAACUAGCUACUUAAACUGGGAACUGUUUGUUGUUGAAUGCGCCUCAACUCUCAAAAAGUCUCUAAAUGUGAACUUUGUGAUUUUCUAUAAAUAACAGUCUGAAAUGUUUCCAGAGUAAAGGAGACUCUGUAAAAGGAUGAAAUGUAACUUUGACCUUCUAGACGUUUUUUAAUCACAUGUGGCCGUGUUUACUGUUUUUUCUAGUUGACUACUAAUGUAUGAUGUUGUGGACAAGUGGGAUACUAUGUUUUAUUCCUUCUUAUUGUACAGUGUGUUCUGAGAUGAGAGAGGAGGAGCAGUUUGGGAGGAAAGGGAAUUAGUUGCACUAUAGUCUGUAAUUCUUUCAUUAACAAUACUGUCAGGGCUGAAAAUUCACAUUCACUUCAGCACAUAAUUAACUUUAAAAUAUUAAUUUAAUAACCAACUCCACACAUUGUUUUUAAUAAAUGAAAUGACGAAUGAUGAAGUGUCUUUUUGCAAAAUUCAAAUCAGGAUGUAAUAAUAUGAAAGGGUCACAUAUUCAUUAUCGAAGCCGUUAUUGAAAAAGAAAGUUGGAUGAGUCGUGAAAGAAUUUGAAAUGAGUGAUUUUAUUAUAUUAUUUGCCUUUAACAGAGUCGAUCUAGGCAAUAUCUCCUGGUACUGUGGAACCAAUAUCAACCUGGCAAAUCUGGUGGAUAUAGGAGGGGAUUUCAGAUAUAUAUAAGUGUGUGUGUGCGUGUGUGUGUGUGUGUGUGUGUGUGUGUGUGUGAGUGACUUUUCUGUUUCACGGUGAACCCAACGACACUUAACCUGCAAAGCCACAACACAAACAGAAGUGGAGGAAAUUGAGGGAAUCAUUAAAGAGUAUCAAUGAACAGCAAUAACAACAGUUAUAUAUUUUAUUUUGAAGUACUUGUGAAGACAGCAGUUUGAUCACAUUUAGCCUUUGGAACGGUCAAUAGAGCUUCUUGUCGGUAGAUCUAGGAAUGCACAUCUGUACAUAAAGAGUUAAACAUUAGCAGCUUGAGAGCCCUAAUUUUGUUUGAUGGUGUCAAUAAAGAUUCAGUCAAGCUAUUGUCCUGACUUUCUUGUUAAAGUUACAAAUGCCUCCAUUGGAAGCAUUCAGUGGUGGAAAGAGUAUGCAGUUAUAUUUAUUUCUGUUAGUUGGUGCUGAAUAGAUUAACGAAUAAUUGGGGAGAGAAAUGUCUCCAGGGUUUGGCUAAACUUUCACAAAACGUCAAAGUAAAUUUAGCAUUUCAUAAAUCGAGAUGCUGCAUCUUCAGCCUUAUUAAAACUAUUUUGAUAAAUAACUCUUAGAGUUCAAUUAUGCCCUUAAAAUCUUAAGUUGAAUGCUUUUUUCUAUAAUCGGAAAUACUUAAGAACUAAAUAUAAAUGACAGUGAACAUAACAGCGAUAGUUGCCUGGAGACACAAACAAUGUAUCAUGUAUUGAUUAACGAGAAUCUUGACCGAUGUCUCCACAUGUGACAUCUUGGUAUUUGAGUUACAUCCUCUUCAUCAGCACAGCCUGACAGGCUGCCGUGACCAACUUAUUCACUAACAGUGUGCCUUCAUGUGGGAUCCCAUCACGAAGGUAAAACGCUGAUUGAGGAAACAUAUUUUCUGGGUCUUUGAGCAUUGUCAUUAGCGCAUGCGAAGGUAGUUCAAUAAAGUAUUACAGUUACAAAGUGAAAAGCAGCUGGAAAACACGGAUAAGUGUAGGACCCGAUACAGAACCCUGAGGAACUCCACAGCUCAGCUUCUGCUGGUAUUGUGUGUUAAAAUGUAUUUUGUUCCUACAAAUUUCCCAUUGUGAAUUCCCUCCAUUGUGAUGCUCAAUUAAGCGACAUUGGACCAUCACAGUGGAGACAAUUAUGUUAGAAGAGCAUUUAGAAAGUGCAAUAACACAUUAUCAUGAUACAAUAGACAACUAUUCGCAAUGUCAGUACUUCAUUGCAGGAAUCUUUCCGUGAAAACAGUGAUACGCAAACUUUGUCUGUGGCUCUGGGUUGAUUUGUUCAUGUUCACCACCGAUCAAAACUACACAAGUUGGUUUAACUCUGUUUAUGAUGGUUUUCCCACACGUGACUGUACAUAAACUCAGCGGUUCGUAAUAAAGUAGACAGUGGAGCAGUGAAGUC
This is a messenger RNA of Gasterosteus aculeatus aculeatus (three-spined stickleback), 5902 nucleotides long. It is a transcript of the gene nkain2, whose product is annotated as sodium/potassium transporting ATPase interacting 2. NCBI's taxonomy places the organism in Eukaryota, Metazoa, Chordata, Actinopteri, Perciformes, Gasterosteidae. Gene Ontology annotation, biological process: regulation of sodium ion transport. The record is from RefSeq and is a predicted model, not a curated record.